Cladocopium goreaui is the source of this 759-nucleotide messenger RNA. The record is from the annotation of a GenBank genome assembly. NCBI's taxonomy places the organism in Eukaryota, Dinophyceae, Suessiales, Symbiodiniaceae.
AUGCCAGGCGUUGACAACGUCUACACCAGCGAUCUGGACAGCGGCAAGGCGGAGGCCAAGGAUCUCAAAAAGGCCUUGCUGGAGCCUCAGGGCCACGGAUUUUUUUUCCAGUGGAGAAAAGAGGUCCGGAUUUCGCUUUCGCGCAUUGAGACGGUCCUGGAACGCAUCGAAGAGACCUUCCGAUGUGAGCGGCUGCAUCUUCUCUACCAGCCCCCGUUGGGGCCAAAUAGCCCAGGUCGCCCCAAGCUCGGCAAGCUGGCACCCCGAGACGAAAAAAAAGAGGAUGCGUCCCCAGGAUCGAUAAGACCUACCUUGGAAAGGGAGUUUGCCCUGCAGCCAUUUUUCGAUGGUGAUGCCAUUGAGAAAUUUAGGUCGAUGUCUGAAGUUGACGAGGAGUUGCAGCCGUGGCUACAGAAUGUACUUCUGGAGCACCGUAAAAACCUGGAAAUGCACUUGAUCCAGCUGCACGAAGGGCAGCGCUACAUCGUGGAGUUGAUGAAGUCGGACUACGGGACGCAUGAAGCGAUCACGGUGCAGCCGGUGACCAUGUCGGUGCGCAAGGGCGUCUCCUUCGAGGAUGAGGCGCCUCUGGACAUCGACGUGCUGCUGAAGCAUGACAGGAUCGCCAAAGACGAAGAAAAGGUGGAGCCUGUGGAGCCUGAGCCUGUGGAGCCUGUGGAAAGCGUUCACCACGAGGAGACCCAGCUGGAGAUCGUUUCGGAAGACGACCUUCCACCGCCCCGGGCCAGUCCACGUGCC